AUGUUCGCCCUUCGCUCCCGUUCCUCUCGCCACCUCGUCGCCCGUCGUGCUUCCCCUGGCCCGCGUGUACCCUUUUGCAUCUCACUGCACCCCUCAGGCUGCCCCAUGCACAGGCAUGCCCCUCUGCAUCUCACUGCACCCCUCAUGGACCCCCCGUCAUGUCCGUCAUGUGCCUCACAUGACUCCCUCACACCACGGGGCGGGCGCAUCAUAUUCUUCCAGAGCCUCUCCCUGCUCGGCUACUGCCCCUCACACACAUACGCCCCUUUGCACCUCACUGCACCCCUCAUGUCGCCCUGCAGCCUCUCCCUGCUCGGCUACUGCCUUGUGCCUCUCGACCUUGCCGCCCUCCUCUGCCUCCUCACCACCGCCAAGCUCGCCCGCAUGGCGCUCGUUUUAGUCACAUUCGCUUGGAGCUCCUCGGCUGCAUACCCCUUCGUGGCGAAGGCUGUUCCUGAGACUCGCAGGGUGCUGGCAGUGUACCCUGUGUUCCUGCUCUACACUGCUAUUGGCUUCCUUGUGCUCGCUAAUGACUAG
Closterium sp. Naga37s-1 is the source of this 537-nucleotide messenger RNA. The record is from the annotation of a GenBank genome assembly. NCBI's taxonomy places the organism in Eukaryota, Viridiplantae, Streptophyta, Zygnematophyceae, Desmidiales, Closteriaceae.